Messenger RNA from Patiria miniata (bat star), 1684 nucleotides. It is a transcript of the gene mettl6, whose product is annotated as tRNA N(3)-methylcytidine methyltransferase METTL6-like. The record is from RefSeq and is a predicted model, not a curated record. NCBI's taxonomy places the organism in Eukaryota, Metazoa, Echinodermata, Asteroidea, Valvatida, Asterinidae. The transcript has 6 exons. Bases 122 to 1072 code for a protein of 316 amino acids.
UAACAAGUACAUUUAUCUGUGAAAGUUGACCUUUUAAAAAUGGCGGCGCCCAUGUCGAUGUCGCGCGCGCUUCAUCGAUACCUCGUCGUGCACACGUGGUGGGCAUGAUUUUCACACAGAAAUGGCUACACCAGAGCCAGCAUCUCGGGCAGUUGAUGUUCCCUGUGUGAGGGAUUCACCAUCUAAUCAAACAAAAGGUCACGGGGGUCGACAACUCACAGAUGUAGAAUGGCAAAAGCUGAAUGCAGACACGGCACUGGUAUCGGACUUCAAACAAGCAAAGCUUGAAAAGGAAGCGCGUAAAAACUGGGACCUGUUCUACAAGAGAAACUCGACCAAUUUCUUCAAAGACCGACACUGGACCUCAAGAGAAUUUGGUGAACUUGCAGAGAUAGAGACAAAGGAUGAAUCCAGGUCAGCCCAGCGGAUUUUAUUGGAAGUAGGAUGUGGAGUUGGCAAUGCCGUCUUCCCCCUCCUGGAAGAAAACAGACAGUUGUUUGUGUAUGCCUGUGAUUUCUCACCAAGAGCUGUACAGUUUGUCAAGGAUAAUUCAGCCUAUGACCCAGCCAGGAUGUCUGCCUUUCAGUGCGAUUUAACCUCCGACCCCUUACGAAGAAGUAUCCCAGAAUGCAAUGUGGACAUUGUCACUAUGUUGUUUGUGUUGUCUGCAAUUCAUCCAGAAAAGAUGUUGGCAGCAUUGAAAAAUGUCUUUGAUGUGCUUAGACCAGGUGGGUGUGUAUUAUUCAGAGACUAUGGGUUAUAUGAUCAUGCCAUGUUACGAUUCAACAAAGGUCAUAAACUGGCAGACAACUUCUAUGUGCGACAAGACGGCACAAGGGCUUACUACUUCACUGAAGAAUAUCUGAGCAAGCUGUUCACAGACGUAGGAUUUGAUGUCGCAAGCAAUGAGUAUGUCUUGAGGGAAACCGUCAACAAGAAGGAAGGAUUGUGUGUGCCUCGGGUGUUUGUCCAGGGGAAGUUCAUCAAGCCGAGUCAAUCACCAUCAAGGGUGACAAAACUGCUGAAUGCUGAUGAGGAGAAAAUGGUCUCCCAAAUAUCUGCUGAUGUUUAAAGUAUCACACAGGGUUUAACAGACGUCACCUGAACAUUGUUAUACAGAUAGCUUUUUAUUGGAUGUAAAUAUUAGCUGGUUUGUACAGUUAAUAAUAAAACUUGUCAACAGUGUGACAAUAAAUUGAUCAUACUUAAUAUUAAUAUUUAAUGGGUCUCUGUUGUCAGAAAACAGUUGAUUGUACUUUGAGAUCACUAACUCCAUUUGGCCGCCGACACAGAUCCAAUUUGCCUAUUAUUUUGAGGUAUGGCUGACAUAAUAGCAGGGCGCUAUUUGGUUUUACCUAAAUCAAACAGCACCCUGCUAUUCUAUCGGACAUACCUUGGAUACGCUGAUGGUAAACCAUCCCGAGUAAAACUGAAGAAAUCGAUGUGUAAGACACAACAUUGCUUUGUUGACAGUGUCCAGAAAUGAUCAUGCGUAAUAUCCAAAUGAACUAAAACAACCGAAGAUAAUUAAUUUUUUUUUUGGUUGAGAACUUAAAUAUAUACCAUUCCAAUUUAUAUCCAUAUCUUGAUGCUGUAACAAUGCAUUAAGAGUAAUAAUAUAACACUUAACUAUGGCAUUUUCUGCAAUAUUUUAAAAAUCAUUACCAAAAACCUGCUCGUUGGG